AUGACUUUCAAUGCACUUGGCUAUUCGCUUGUGCUGACGAGUUGCUUCUUUCAAGCGACCUACUUGGUCUAUGUGAAAAAGACAGCACGUGACCUAUCUACCUACGACAUGCUCUACUAUAAUAGUGCGCUCUCUCUGCCAUUCAUAACGGUGCUGAUGCUAAUUUUCGGCGAGGUUCCCUAUGUAAUGACCUAUCCACAGAUACACGACCCAAUGUUCCAGCUAUAUUUCAUUCUCUCUGUUUUCAUUGGAUUCCUUCUGAAUUUCUGUAUAUUCUUUUGUACUUCUGUCAAUUCGGCACUGACCACAUCGGUAACCGGACAGAUCAAAAACAUUGCUUCCACAGUGAUUGGUGCCAUCAUCUUUAAAGACAUUGUUAUUCAUCCAUACAAUAUCAUCGGAUUGGCUAUCAACAUGAUUGGUAGUAUUUGGUAUUCAGCAUUGAAAUUAGGUUCAUAA
Molecule: messenger RNA, 459 nt
Organism: Heterostelium album PN500
Lineage: Eukaryota; Evosea; Eumycetozoa; Acytosteliales; Acytosteliaceae
Product: solute carrier family 35 member protein
Exons: 1
Coding region: 1-459 (152 amino acids)
Cellular component (GO): Golgi apparatus; membrane
Molecular function (GO): antiporter activity; GDP-fucose transmembrane transporter activity
Source: RefSeq, a predicted model, not a curated record